Messenger RNA from Hermetia illucens (black soldier fly), 2231 nucleotides. Its product is annotated as poly(ADP-ribose) glycohydrolase-like. The transcript is spliced from 8 exons. Gene Ontology annotation, biological process: carbohydrate metabolic process; nucleotide-sugar metabolic process; regulation of DNA repair. NCBI's taxonomy places the organism in Eukaryota, Metazoa, Arthropoda, Insecta, Diptera, Stratiomyidae. The record is from RefSeq and is a predicted model, not a curated record. Gene Ontology annotation, cellular component: nucleus; cytoplasm. Bases 139 to 2163 code for a protein of 674 amino acids. Gene Ontology annotation, molecular function: poly(ADP-ribose) glycohydrolase activity.
UUCAUAUCCCCUCCAAAACACAACCUCAAUCACCUGAGGCAUAUUUGUAAAAUUCGUUGUUUAGCUGUCAGUUAUUAUCAUUGGGGCAGGACACUUGAGGAACAUUCCAUUCGCAAUUGCAAUUACUCCCAAUCAGUAAUGGAGCCUGAUGACGCCAGCAAUGGAGGUGUCUCUUGGCGCGGCUGCUCCAUGGAUGAAAUUUAUCGGAAUCUUAGCAGAUGGGAAUUGCGGCACGUCCUUCCUGUGCAGCCAAGUGAUACUCAUGCAGUUCUGUAUCAUUUUCCAAUUAGAAAUCCGAAUGAACCGCCAAAACCCCUCCGUCAGCACGAGAAAUGGGAUUCGAACCACGUCCGGUUGCCGAGUUCGUCCCACAGUCAAUAUCCUGUAAACAAAAGCGAUGGAACUGUGACGAUUGAAAGCCGAUGGGAGUUGAUACGAAGUGCUUUUGCCCGACCUAUUGGCGACAGCAGGGAAUUGGAGCGAGCUAUUUUGUCGUACAACUCAAAAUACAGCAAAGACUGGAAGUUUAGAGCAUUGCAUAAGCUCUUCGAAGAGGAAUCUACAGAAGAAGAAAAGGAAGCUUUCUUUGGAAACAUAUUACCCAAAAUCAUAUCGCUAGCCUUGCGGCUACCAGAACUAGUAGCGGCACCAAUUCCACUCUUAAAACAGGGACAAAACAGAUCGAUUUCACUGAGUCAACAGCAAGUGUCAUCUUUGCUAGCGAAUGCCUUUCUUUGUACAUUUCCUAGAAGGAAUACGAUGAAACGGAAAUCGGAAUAUAGUACGUUUCCGAAUAUAAACUUUAGUCGAUUAUUUACAUCAACUGGUCCGCAGGUUAUCGAAAAAGUCAGAUGUAUAUGCCACUAUUUUCGGCGGGUCUGCAAUUCUCCGCCACUCGGUGUUAUUACGUUUUCCCGACGUUCGCUGACGGAGAAGGAUCUCCCUAAAUGGGAUGAAUGUAACGCACCAUUGGGCAUCACCCCACUUCACGUAUCAUCAUCAGGAACUAUAGAAGAUCAAGGACAAGGUCUGUUACAAGUGGAUUUUGCAAACAAGUUUUUAGGCGGUGGAGUGUUGGGAAGUGGCUGUGUACAGGAGGAAAUUCGAUUUGUUAUUUGCCCCGAACUGCUAGUGAGCAAACUUUUUACUGAAGCCCUCAAACCCUGCGAGGCGCUUAUAAUGACCGGCUGUGAACAAUUUAGUAAUUAUACUGGCUACGCUUCCACAUUCACUUGGGCUGGAAAUCAUAUCGAUGAAACACCAAUGGAUGAAAGCUGCCGGCGACAAUGUAAUAUUGCUGCUAUUGAUGCGUUGCAUUUUGUCCAAUCUUCACAUCAAUAUCGUGAGGAGUUAAUCAUAAGGGAGUUAAAUAAGGCUUAUGCAGGAUUUAUGCAUACAUUGGACACGCCCGCUCCGGGCGUGGCAUCCGGAAACUGGGGUUGUGGUGCAUUUGGUGGAGAGGCUACAUUGAAGGCGUUGAUACAGCUGAUAGUGUGCACAAUUACUAAACGUCCGUUAGUCUACUUUACAUUUGGAAAUACAGAAUUACGUGAUGCGAUUCAUGACAUUCAUACGUUUUUCAUUGAAAAUAAUGUGACGGUGAAACAACUGUGGUCGUAUUUGAAGGCUUUCCACAGUCACAAAUUGGCACCGAGUGAUCUGUAUGCAUUUAUUUGUCAAAUGCAUUGUGAUAGGCAGCAGGACGCGAGAGUGAAAGCGAGCAGCAGUCGGAUGCAACGUGUAAUUACAAGUACAAAAGGCCUUCUUCUCGAGACCAAAAAAAUAUUCACCACUGAUAUUAAUCCACGGCCAAAUUCUUUCAAAAAGAUUAAGGCCAACGUGAUUCAAAAGGUAUGCGAAGAGACGUUAAUUGUGGACGUAUCCGAUGAUGAGAAGGAAAGCGACGACCAGGAUAAGGCGAACGCAAGCAGUGAUCUAUUCUCGCCAGAAUCGAGUCCAGAUGGUACAUGCAAUGGGAGAAAGUCGGGCAAUUCGGAGCCACCGACCCCGUCUCAUGAAUCUCAAGCUUCUGGGUCUGCUGCUAAGACUGGUUCAAAAUUUCGGCAAAGAUCUCUUCUAGAAAUGCUCGAUUGUGAUUACAAUAAAAGUAAAGAUGCAUCCGCCAAGCGGUUUAAGGCCAAUGAUGCGAUCGAUAAUAGAUAGUAAGAAAUUUGUAUAGUAUCACCAACAUAGAAUAAGGUUCAUUCUGUCGAAAUAUAUUUAUUAAAAUC